Messenger RNA from Homalodisca vitripennis (glassy-winged sharpshooter), 1542 nucleotides. Its product is annotated as clotting factor C-like. The coding region runs from base 412 to 1488 and encodes 358 amino acids. The record is from RefSeq and is a predicted model, not a curated record. Gene Ontology annotation, biological process: proteolysis. Gene Ontology annotation, molecular function: serine-type endopeptidase activity. NCBI's taxonomy places the organism in Eukaryota, Metazoa, Arthropoda, Insecta, Hemiptera, Cicadellidae. The transcript has 9 exons.
UUGUGGAUACAGUUUCUUCUAUCAGAACUUACAACUUUUUCCCCUCUAAUUAAAGUUCCCUUCAAUUUUUGUUACAUAAUUUUAAUAUAAUCAUAAAAAAGUAAAGGGAAAUGAAUGUGAAGGAACACAAACACAGUAAUUAUUUACUCGAACUGUUAAUAUUUUCUCUUUUUUAUGCAUCAGCUCUAGCUAUGCCUGUUUCAAAGUUGGUUGCCAUACGGUAGCCUAACUAGCCUUCAGCUAACGACAGUAGUGAGACAGAAAGAGAUUUUAGCUGAAGACCGUCCAUGAGGUAUUGGACACUUGGAGGCUAUUGUCGGGUUUGGAAAUAAAGAUGAAGCUUGUCAGUAUGUACUCUGUGAGGGGGAGGAUUGCCCAAGAGAAGAAGAAAUCUGUCCUCACAAACUCAAAAUGAACGCAACAAAAGAUAUCACACCUCUGACAAUAAAUUGGCCAAUCACUGCAUCCAAGGUGGAUCUGAAGCGCUGUGAAAUUGGUAACUACAGUCAACGAAGACUCAAAUCCAUUGAAUGUUCGAUUGGGAACACAUUGAUAUCGUGUGAUAAACCACUGCCUCCUGGUACUUUCGUCACUUACAAGUGUCCUGAUAUGUACAAUCCGGCCGGUAUACUCCCUAUGUGUCAGAAAAAUGGCAACUGGUCUGAGCCAAUAUUGUGUAUUCCUGAAUGUGGCCUCACAUACCCUGAGAGGGCAGAACCCCUGAUUCUCCAUGGUUCAAGGGUACAGAGAGGUCAAUGGCCCUGGGCAGCUGCCAUCUUUGUCAGAAAGUCAGAUAACACUUGGAAGUUUCAAUGUGGUGCAACAUUGGUAUCUGACAAUGUUGUCAUUACAGCUGCUCACUGUGUGUGGAGAAAACAAGUUAAGAACAUGUUUAUUGUACUUGGACAUCUUCCCCGAAAACUCCCCAAAGUUAAUAGAAGGGAUCUGAUUUAUCGUGUGACAAGAAUAUAUUUAUUGCCAGUCUACAGACAUAAAACUAAUAAAUAUAACAGUAAUAUAGCUUUGUUGGUCCUUAAGAAUCAAGUGAUACUGACAAAAAACAUUCUACCAGCUUGCCUACCAGAUAAUUACACAGUAGUUCAUCCAUAUAUUAUGUCAAUUGUUUCUGGCUGGGGGCUGAAUGAAAAUCAAGAAAUAUCACAAGGCUUAAACUACAUUAAAGUACCAAUCAUUGAUGUAAUGAGAUGUUUUAAAAAUAUUGAUCAGGAAUUAGAACAGUACAUCUCCUAUACUACAUUUUGUGCUGGAUAUAUUAAUGGAACUACGGUAUGCAAUGAGGAUGGAGGCGGUGGAUUGUUGACUCAACAUGAUGGGAAAUGGGUGUUACAAGGUGUCCUUUCAAGGUUUAGUCGACCAUGUCAACAUGGUAGUUAUUCUGUAUAUACCAAGGUGAUGCUUUACACUUACUGGAUCAAACUAAUUGUGGAUUUUGAAAAUUCAAAGGCACUGACAAUAAGAAAAACAUGACUAAAAUAUUCUCAAGAAAUUAAGUAGCUUUAUGAAGAAUAAAAUCACAGUAUU